This is a messenger RNA of Nerophis lumbriciformis (worm pipefish), 1072 nucleotides long. NCBI's taxonomy places the organism in Eukaryota, Metazoa, Chordata, Actinopteri, Syngnathiformes, Syngnathidae. The record is from RefSeq and is a predicted model, not a curated record.
AUGGAGAUGAUCAUGGGGAUGAACAUGCAGAUGAUGGACAAGGCGGAGGACAUGCUUAUGAAGCAGCCGCCGUAUCCCGAAGGCGAGCCGCUGGCCUCGGCUCAGGAGGGGAGCAACGUCACGCUCACCUGCACGGAGUCCACGUCUGCCCCGCCGGCCAAAACCACCUGGAGGCGGGGCCGGGAGCACGUGGAGAUCGUCGCCGGCGCCAAGUACUUCCUGUCCGUGGACGGCCCCACCUACCGGCUGACCAUCGCCAACGUCAGCAAGGACGACGAGGGCGUCUACUUCUGCCGCAGCGAGAACCCGCUGGCCGUGUUCGAGCUGGAGGUCUACCUCACUGUGAGAGCUUCCUUGGCUUACACGGGCGCCGUCAUCGGCGUGUUCAUCGCCGCUCUUAUCGUGGCCUCCGCCAUCGUCGUGGCCAAAGUGGUUUACUCCAACCGGCACCGAGUCUGCCUAGGAGGAGCCUUUGGGCGCCCGGGCGACAACGUAGGUGACGUGCUGAGCCUGGUGGAGUCGGACGAUGAGCUCUUCAACGCGCCCGCUCCUCGACUCCCACCGCUGACGCCGGCGAAUCAAACCACCAUGGUCCAGAUCCACCACAUCCCAUCCGGCGAGCAAGAGGACACAGGGACGACGGCCCAGACACAAGAAGAAGAUCAAGAAAAAUUGAGAGAGGAGCUGCCGGAUCUUGUAACAUUUUAGGUGUCUGGCGCUUUUUCUUUUCAUUAUAGUUGAACAUUGACCUCCAACAGAAAUGUGAAGGAUGUUUUUAUAAGGCUGUUACCAAGGUAACUAUUUGUUUCUUUGGUGUGGAGUGACCCAAGUGCCCUUACGUCACCACUCUUGAUGCUUUAGAAUGCGACUCGACCGGAAAAGUGGGAGGGGCCGGAUGUCGCCCUCGCCAGUCAGCGAGACGCCGACCAGCCUCACGUAUCGUCUUAAACAAAAAUACAGAAAAAUGUUCAUUGUAUAUAUUUGACAAUUAGAAUUUGCUGUUGAAAUGAUUACUUUUAAAGAGGAUUUAAAUUGUUCUGUAAUAGCUGUAUGAUGUAAUCACAUGUCAAUG